GAUGAGAUGAAAAUGGAUGAUCGGCUAAAUCGGGCGAGUUGAUCGCAGACUAUUGGAGCGCAUCAACGUUGCAAAUGGAUGGGCCAUAUAUAUACACACACAUAUAUAUACCGUGGCAGGUAGUAUCAGAUAAAUAACAACGGUCAUAUUGUACGGAUACGGACCCCUAGAAUUGCACUACCUAGAUAGUCAGGUGGAUGGGAUGUGACAACGAUUGAACGAGAUAUAUUAAGUAGAUGUGUAGCUUGUAUCCACGGUGGGAAUUCCAAUAUGGUUCCUGUAUAGAGUCCGCUGAUUACUCUCCUCUACGACCGUAGAAGUAUAUGUCAAUUGCGAGAUGCUAUUUAAUAUUAGCUCCCUGAGAGCAAGCUUGCUCUUGCUAGUAGCGACCACAGCGAGUGCCACUUUGCAGAUCAUCCCCGGCUCGACUUGGACAGCUACAAACACAGGCGCGCACGUGCAAGCCCAUGGAGCGGGCAUCAUCAAGGUUGGAUCGACUUACUACAUGGUAGGAGAGGACAAGACAAGCGGAUCAGCCUUCCAGAACAUCAACUGCUAUUCCUCGACGAACCUGGUAGAAUGGACCUACGUCGGCGCAUUGCUGUCGCGGACGAGCUCCGGCGAUCUAGGGCCGAACCGCGUCGUCGAGAGGCCCAAGGUGAUCUACAACGACUCGACGAAGCAAUACGUGCUAUACAUGCACAUUGACAGCAGCAACUACGGCGAGGCAAAAGUCGGCGUCGCAACAGGGAACUCGGUCUGCGGAUCCUACACGUACCGGGGAAGCUUCCAGCCCUUGGGACACCAGAGUCGGGACUUGGGACUCUUCAAGGACGAUGACGGAAGCGCGUAUCUGUUGACAGAGGAUCGCGCGAACGGACUUCGCAUCGAGAAGCUCAGCGCAGACUACCUCUCAGUAGCAAGCUCGACAUACCUCUGGCCCGACUCGAUCGAGGCGCCCGCGAUCCUCAAGCGCCAGGGGACAUACUACAUGUUCGGCUCCAAAUUAACAGGGUGGGACCCCAACGACAACGUCUACAGCACGGCGCGGUCUCUCUCCGGCCCUUGGUCCGCGUGGAAGACGUUCGCGGACUCGGGCUCGAAGACAUACUCGUCGCAAACGACCUUCAUCCUCCCCUUCGGCAACGACGCGAUCUACCUAGGCGACCGCUGGGUGUCGUCGAACCUGAUGCGCAGCACGUACGUCUGGCUCCCGCUCGCGUUCUCGGGCACCACGGUCUCGAUGAAGAACUACGUGAACUGGACGCCGGAUGUAAGCGCGGGGACAUGGGCGGCGGCGCCAAGCGAGUCGCAGCCCGAAGCCGAGAGCGCGACCAUCGCCAACGGCGCGCGCACGCUGUCGUGCUCUGGGUGCAGCGGCGGGACGAGCGUGGGAUACAUCGGGGGCAGCGCCGGCGGGUCCGUCACGUUCAGCGGGAUCACGAGCAGUGCGUCGACGAGGACCUCGAUCCGCAUCAGGCACCUCAACGGCGACAGCGCGCAGCGCUUCGCGACGGUGACUGUCAAUGGCGUCGGUCAGAAAGUUGCGUUCCUGCCCACGGAUGGCGGGUCGACGCCCGGGACGAGUGUUUUGAAUGCGAAUCUGAAUAGCGGCUCGUCGAACACGGUGGUUAUUACUACGACGGAUGGCACUUGGGGGCCGGAUGUUGAUCGGAUUAUGGUGCCUGACAGUUGAGGAGGUGGGAUUGGUUUCUCUACCUGCUUUAUGCUUGGGGAUGAAAGGGGAGCUGUAACCCCCUAUCACUACUUAGGUGUAUAUUUCGCAUUUAAAACUCUUGCACAAAGUUGAUGGACUUGAUCUAUCUGUUUGCGUGGCACGCU
Messenger RNA from Xylaria bambusicola, 1842 nucleotides. RefSeq names its product carbohydrate-binding module family 35 protein. Bases 338 to 1696 code for a protein of 452 amino acids. The record is from RefSeq and is a predicted model, not a curated record. Gene Ontology annotation, molecular function: hydrolase activity, hydrolyzing O-glycosyl compounds. NCBI's taxonomy places the organism in Eukaryota, Fungi, Ascomycota, Sordariomycetes, Xylariales, Xylariaceae. The transcript has 3 exons. Gene Ontology annotation, biological process: carbohydrate metabolic process.